AUAGUGUGCCAUGCGAAAUUUAAACCGGAAAAAUGAAUCCGAAACUGAAGGCUUUCUGUCAAGCAGUAUGUUGCAUCUCGCAGCAACACCUAAUAGCCUUGCUGGCGUUCUUCGCAAUUGUCAACCAAUACACCAUGCGAAUCUGCCUAAACCUUGCAAUAACCGAGAUGGCUGCUCCAACUAAGGAACCCGAGUCGGAGGAACCUCUCGCGACAUGUCAAGCGUUCAGGUUUAAACAAUUUCAAAAUUUGUACGGUGAAGCCGAGGCAGGGGAAACAUUCGACUGGGAUGAGCAUACUCAGGGUAUUAUCCUGUCGGCCUUUUUCUGGGGCUACGUAUUGUCCCACUUUGUCAGUGCAUUCGUUGCGGAUAAGCAUCCUAGAAUUCUGCUGGGACUCAGUGUGUUGAUAACGGCCAUCAUGACUCUACUGACUCCGCUGGCAAUAGAUAUCGGAGGAGCUCCGCUACUAAUAGCGGUCAGAGCGAUCGAAGGAAUUGGUGAAGGAGCAACCUUUCCGGUCUUGAGUGCCAUCGUCGGUCAUUGGAUUCCACCUCGACGACUCGGAUUUCUCGGAUCGUUCAUUUUUAGUGGAGGUCAAAUCGGAUCUCUGGUCGGAGGCAUCGCAACUGGUUAUAUUAUUUCCGAUCUGCAUAGCUGGCGGUUGGUGUUUUACGUGUGGGGAACGCUGGGUGUAGUUUGGUAUGUUUUUUGGGUUUUGCUUGGAUUCGAAAGUCCGGAAAGUCAUCCGUUUAUAAAAGAUAAGGAAAGAGAUACACUAUUGGAGCAGUUUGCUGAGGCCAAGAAAGAAACGACAGCUGGUCCGAUCCCGUGGAAAAGGAUUUUUACCAGUGUUCCAAUUUGGGGGCUUAUUGCUGGACAGGUCGGCCAUGAUUGGGGCUUCUAUUUGAUAGUUACGGAUCUUCCCAAGUACAUGAAAAGUGUUCUCGGCGUGUCAGUAAAAGAUAACGGUCUGCUCAGCUACUUUCCAUUUUUAUGCAUGUGGAUAUUUUCGAUUGUAACCGGAUGGAUAUGUGACAUUCAAAUUCGGAAAAAAUGCGUUUCAACAAGCACAGCCAGAAAACUGUGGACCACGGUUGGGUCAUUAAUUCCUGCGAUUUCUUUAAUGGCUGCGUCUUAUAGCGGAUGUAACAAAACUGCUGUCGUAAUUUGCUUUGCCAUUUGUGUUACUUUCAUGGGAGGUUUUUAUCCGGGAAUUAAAGUGAACGCAAACGAUUUGAGUCCAAACUAUGCCGGAUUCUUGAUGGCUUUCGUCAAUGGCAUCGGCGCUAUAACAGGAGUGAUAGUUCCUUAUAUCGCAGGAGUUUUAACACCAAACCAAUCAAUCGAAGAGUGGCGCUACGUCUUUUGGCUCGCCUUUUGGAUCCUCAACGUCACUAACGUCAUCUUUAUACUUUUUGCCUCCGGAAAUAUUCAGCCUUGGAACGAUGUGAACAAGGAAGCAAAUUCAGACACAAAUUAG
Molecule: messenger RNA, 1481 nt
Organism: Sabethes cyaneus
Lineage: Eukaryota; Metazoa; Arthropoda; Insecta; Diptera; Culicidae
Product: sialin-like
Exons: 5
Coding region: 33-1481 (482 amino acids)
Biological process (GO): transmembrane transport; monoatomic anion transport
Molecular function (GO): transmembrane transporter activity
Source: RefSeq, a predicted model, not a curated record